AAUAACCAUGGCUGCAAAACUAAUGAGAAAAUGGCUGGUUUUAGUUUGCUUGCUAGUUGUUCCAGCAUUUUCUUUUCCAUUAAAAAGGUGGAAUUCUUUAAAUGUGAUCAAAGAAAUUAACCGCAAAGGGCCUUAUCUGGGUCUGGUUACUGUGUAUCCACCUGAAGAGAAAGCAUUUUUCGCUACUGGGACUUUUAAGCCUCACAGGACUCACCCUUUUGUGGAUUUGUCAGGCCGGCGAUUUCGGGUGGGAAAGAUCCAUGAGAAGAAAGUCAUCUUCGUGAGAUGUGGAAUUGGAAUGGUAAAUGCUGCUGCAGCAACUCAACAGAUGCUGGAUCUAUUUGACAUACAAGGCAUUGUCCAUUUCGGCAUUGCUGGGAAUGUAAAUGAUUCUCUGUCCAUUGGAGAUGUUUCCAUUCCCAAACAAUUUGCUCACACCGGCAUUUGGGACUGGCAGAACCCCAACGGAACAUUGGACCCUAAUGGCAUUGCUCACUUGGAUGUUGCAAGCUACAACGUACCAAAAGAUGAAGGAACUAAUUUGUUGGGACGUAUUGUAUAUGGCUCCGAGCAAUUCUUCUCCGAGUUGGGGAAGCCCAACACAGCUCGGCUGCUGGUUUGGGCACAAACGACUAAGCAUUGGCUUCAUCUUGCUGACAACUUGAAGAUUGAACUGGAACGGUGUGUUAAUUCGAGCGUGUGCCUCCCAAGAAAGCCGAAGCUAGUAGUCGGACUGAGGGGCUCAACGGCCAACAUCUUUGUGGAUAAUGCAGCUUACAGGGAUUUUCUGGUUCAGACCUUUCUGGUGUCAUCAGUAGAUAUGGAGAGCGCAGCUGUAGUUAUGACAAGCUUGUCAAAUGGCUUCCCAGUGAUAGUCAUCAGAGGGCUAUCGGAUUUAGCAGGAGGACAAUCAGGACAGAAUGCAAUUCGGAUAUUUGGACCCCUUGCAGCACUGAAUACUGCCAAAGUCGUUGUUCAAUUUAUCAAGGCAUUACCCUAACACACUUCUUGAAGAAUUGGAUCUACUUCACGGUCAAGAUUUAAGUUGGUGCAUUUAAAGGCAUACAAUAAUUCUUUUUCAUUUUAAUUUUUAAAAGACGGGUCAAUAAUGACAUUCUGUAAACCGUUACAUACACCAAUUUUUAAUCAUAAUUAUGAAAUGGUUAGUAUC
Alnus glutinosa is the source of this 1171-nucleotide messenger RNA. RefSeq names its product bark storage protein A-like. Gene Ontology annotation, molecular function: catalytic activity. Bases 8 to 1000 code for a protein of 330 amino acids. NCBI's taxonomy places the organism in Eukaryota, Viridiplantae, Streptophyta, Magnoliopsida, Fagales, Betulaceae. The transcript has 6 exons. Gene Ontology annotation, biological process: nucleoside metabolic process. The record is from RefSeq and is a predicted model, not a curated record.